AUGGUAACGGUCUACCCCGAGCAGCAUGGCAUCGGAGUGCUGUGCAGCUGUUCCCCCUCACGAAACGGGGAAGCUGAGAGGGGUCCUUUCCUUGCGCCCCCCGCCCUCCCCGACGACUUUGAAGCCGCCCGUCUGUCUUUCGCGAAACCGAAAGAGACGGAUCUCACUUCAGCUUCCAAACUUUCCAGCUUUGGAGCGAAGCGCGCGGUGGAGAACGCCCCUGGCAUGCGCUGUUCCGGUCCGUUAAAAAACCUGGGAGACACAGGUGUGUACACCUGCACAGCGUCCAGCCCCAGUGGAGAGGCCUCCUGGAAGGCGUAUCUGGAGGUGCAAGAGUUUGGAGUUGCAGUGCAGCCCGUCAGGCCCACGGACCCGAACCUCAUCCCCAGCGCCCCGUCCAAACCCGAGGUGACCGACGUCACCCGCACCUCCGUCUCCCUGUCCUGGAAGCCCAACCCCACCUCCGGAGCCACGCCCACCUCUUACAUCAUCGAGGCCUUCAGCCACGCCUCCGGCAGCAGCUGGCUCACGUUGGCGGAGCAGGUGAGGACGGAGACCUUCGUGCUGCAGGGGCUCAGGCCCAGCGCCGUCUACCUGUUCCUGGUGCGAGCCGCCAACGCCUACGGCCUGAGCGACCCCAGCCCCAUCAGCGACGCCGUCAAGACCCAGGACACUCCUCCCACCAGCCAGGGUGUGGACCACCGGCAGAUCCAGAGAGAGCUGGGGGAUGUGCUGAUCCACCUGCACAAUCCCAUAAUCCUUUCCUCCUCCUCGGUGCAGGUGCAGUGGACGGUGGAGAAGCAGUCCCAGUACAUCCAGGGCUAUAAGGUGCUGUACCGGGCCUCUCCAGAGGGGGGCGCCACACGGGCCCAGUGGGAGGUUUUGGAGGUGCACUCCCCGGGGGAGGACCGGGCCGUCGUCCAGCAGCUGAAGAAGGGGCUCAGCUACGAAUUCAAGGUGCGACCGUUCUUCAACGAGUUCCAGGGCGCGGACAGCGAGGCCAGGACCGCCAGGACGCUGGAGGAAGCACCCAGUGGAGCCCCCCGUAUGGUUACCGUGACGAAGAGCAGCAGCAACGGGACGGCGAUCGUGGUUGCCUGGCAACCGCCUCCGUUGGAGGAACACAAUGGCGUAGUGCAGGAGUACAAGAUCUGGUGCCUUGGCAAUGAGAGCCGUUACCAUGUCAACCGCACCGUGGACGGCUCCACCUUCUGGGUGCUGAUCCCCAGCCUGUCGCCCGGGAUACGCUACAGCGUGGAGGUUGCCGCUAGCAACGCUGCCGGCCUGGGCGUCAAGAGCAACGUCACCUUCUUCCAGCUGGACGCAGCAGGGCGGGUCGUGGAGGGCGGGGCGGGGCCGGAGGACACGCUGACCCAGCAGAUCUCGGACGUGGUGAAGCAGCCGGCCUUCAUCGCGGGCAUCGGCGCCACCUGCUGGCUGGUCCUGAUGGUGUUCAGCGUCUGGCUGUACCGCCACCGCAAGAAGAGGAGCGGCCUGAGCGGGAGCUACGCGGGAAUCCGCAAGGUUCCAUCCUUUACCUUCACUCCAACAGUGGCCUACCAGCGCGGGGGAGAAACUGUCAGCAGCGCAGGAAGGCCCGGCUUGUUGAAUAUGGGGGAUCCGGCCCCCCAGCCCUGGUUGGGGGACCCCUGGCCCAACGCCUGCCCCAAUCACAAGGACUGCAGCAUCAACUGCUGCAACAGCGGGAACGGGACCAGCGACAGCAACCUCACCACCUACAGCCGACCAGCCGAUUGCAUCGCCAACUACAGCGGCCAGCUGGAGAGCAAGCCAUCGGGGCUGCUGGCAGCCGACUCGGGCGUGUACAGCGACGUGGACCUCUCCAACAAGAUCAACGAGAUGAAGACCUUCAACACCCCCGGCAUGUGCUUCAUGGGCCUGGGGGGGCCAGCCACGCCCUACGAGCCCACCCCGUACGCCACCACCCAGCUCAUCCAGUCCAACAUCGCCAGCAAGAACGCCGGGGGCGGAGUCGGGGGCGGGGCCGGGGCCGGGGGCGAACUCUGCUGCGAGAAGCGGGGCUGGAAGGCUGGCCCGGCCCUGCAGCAGAAGCCUCAGGAAGUGACAUCACAGCCGCAGUACAGCGUCGUGGAGCAGAACAGACUGAAUAAAGAUCACUACAGGGGUGGAGAGGGGUGCCUGCAGACCACCAUCCCCUACAGCCCGGCCCCGGAGCACAGCAGCACCGGCUCCUACCACAGCUCGGACCGGGCCAGCACCAGCACCUCCGGGAGCCAGGGUCCCAAGAAAGGAACCCGCGCCGUCAAAGCCCCCAAACAGGGGGCGAUGAACCUGGCCGACCUGCUGCCCCCUCCCCCCGCCAACCCCCCUCCCUGCCAGAGCUCCGGGGAGUACGCCCUGUCGCAGGAGAACGGCUUUGACCCGGACUCGUCGUGCCCCACCCUCCCGGCGCGGAUGUACCUCCAGCCAGGCGAGAUGGAGGAGGAAGAGGAGGAGGAAGAGGAGGCUGCGGACAGGUGUCCCACUCCACCCGUCCGAGGGAUGGCCUCGUCCCCGGCGGGCGUGUCCUACGGCCACCAAUCAACCGCCACGCUCACGCCCUCCCCCCUGGAGGAACCAAUCACAUGCGACGGCCAUGACAACCACAGGAGGCACACAACAAGCCCCCCGGGCCUCGCUGGGCCCGUCUCCCCCCCCCACAACUAUGGCUACGUCUGCAGCCCCCGGGUGCGGGACAGCGACCGGCUGGAGGAGGAGGAGGAGGAGGAGGCGGAGACUGAUGCGGAGGCGGGGCCGGGGGCGGGGCCAGACGAGGGGCAGUACGCGCAGCUGCAGGACCGCCUCCGCAGGCUGGGCCAGACCCCGGCGUCCAGCGUGGGGGACCUGGAGAGCUCCGUGACGGGCUCCAUGAUCAACGGCUGGGGCUCCGCCUCCGACGGCGGCUCCGCCUCCUCCCGCCGGUCCAGCGGCGGCGACGGCGACUCCUCCGACGGCUCCUUCUUCACCGACGCCGACUUCGCCCAGGCCGUGGCCAACGCCGCCGAGUACGCCGGCCUCAGGGUGGCCCGCCACCCCUCCGGCACGCUGCCGGAACACGCCGGGCCCGGGGGCCGGAAGUAUCCCAUGACCCCUCCGGGCCGCCGCCGCCCCAGCAGCCCCGUCUCCACGGACAGCAGCAUGAGCGCCGCCGUCAUGCACAGACGACCCCCCAAGAAGCACAAACGACACGCGUCUGGAGACCAGGGUUACCAGGGUUACCAGGGUCACCAAGGUUACCAGCAGCCCGAGGGCGAUGUGGAAGAUGUCCUGAACUCACAGCCGACUGGGCUGGUGCCCUCUGGCGCCCCCCUGAGGCCUGGGGUGGAGGGGCAGGGCUUUGCGGACCACAGGGACCGGAGGGGGGGGGUCGGAGGCGUCCCGUCCUGGGGAAGAGUGGCAGAGGAGCCUGAGGAGGGGCAAAGAGGAGGGCAACAAGGCCCACCAACACCCAGAUGUGCCCUCCUACAGCCGGCCCUCGUUUCCCUCGGCGACGGCCCCUCGGGACCCCAGGUCCUCCGGCUCCAUGUCCUCCCGCAGCUCUGAGGGCCGCAGGAGAGGGGAGGGGGGCCCCGGGGCCCGCUGGAACCCCCCCAACACCCUGGGGGGCCUCCAAUAUGAGGAGGGAGAGGAGGAGCUGCAGGAGAGCUGAAGGUCGGAGACGGGGAUCGGAAGGUCGGAGCUGAAGGUCGGAGGUGAAGGUCGGAGCUGAAGGUCGAGGCUGAAGGUCGGAGGUGAAGGUCGGAGCUGAAGGUCGGAGGUGAAGGUCGGAAGAGAGGGUCGGAGGUGGGGAUCGGAACGACAGCAGGACAUUUUCGGGAGAACCAUUGUGACACGUCACCUUACAGAAGGGAGGCUUGCCCUUCAGCUGACUCCUCAAAAUGGCUGCCCAGGACAUCACUCUGCAGCAAGGGAUUCUGACCUCACUUCCUGUUUUUAAACGCAUCUGAAACACCAGACUGAGAGGACUAAACCACCCUGGCAUGAACACCAGGAGGGCAACCUCACCUCCCAAUU
Anguilla anguilla (European eel) is the source of this 4035-nucleotide messenger RNA. Its product is annotated as roundabout homolog 1-like. Gene Ontology annotation, molecular function: protein binding. Gene Ontology annotation, biological process: axon guidance; cell-cell adhesion. Gene Ontology annotation, cellular component: plasma membrane; axon. The record is from RefSeq and is a predicted model, not a curated record. Bases 1 to 3564 code for a protein of 1187 amino acids. NCBI's taxonomy places the organism in Eukaryota, Metazoa, Chordata, Actinopteri, Anguilliformes, Anguillidae. The transcript has 22 exons.